AUGUCUACACCAGCCAAAAGAAGACUCAUGCGUGAUUUCAAGCGCAUGCAACAGGAUGCUCCCUCCGGUGUCAGUGCUUAUCCGUUACCGGACAAUGUCAUGACAUGGAAUGCUGUUAUCAUUGGUCCUUCAGAUACACCCUUUGAGGAUGGAACAUUCCGUCUUGUGCUCCAGUUUGACGAGCAAUAUCCCAACAAGCCUCCUACCGUCAAGUUUAUAAGUGAGAUGUUCCAUCCCAACGUAUAUGGAUCAGGAGAGUUGUGUUUGGAUAUUCUUCAAAACAGGUGGUCUCCAACUUACGAUGUAUCAUCAAUCUUGACGUCUAUCCAGUCGUUGCUUAACGACCCCAAUAUCAGCUCACCGGCUAACGUUGAAGCUGCCAAUUUGUAUAGGGACCAUAGGUCGCAGUACGUGAAGCGAGUGAGAGAAACUGUAGAGAAUAGCUGGAAUGAAGAUGACUUUGAUGACGAUGACGAUGACGAUGACGAUGAAGACGACGAGAUCGAGUAG
Messenger RNA from Scheffersomyces stipitis CBS 6054, 510 nucleotides. It is a transcript of the gene RAD6, whose product is annotated as E2 ubiquitin-conjugating protein. Gene Ontology annotation, cellular component: HULC complex. Gene Ontology annotation, biological process: DNA repair; proteasome-mediated ubiquitin-dependent protein catabolic process; protein polyubiquitination. NCBI's taxonomy places the organism in Eukaryota, Fungi, Ascomycota, Pichiomycetes, Serinales, Debaryomycetaceae. The record is from RefSeq and is a predicted model, not a curated record. Bases 1 to 510 code for a protein of 169 amino acids. The transcript is spliced from 3 exons. Gene Ontology annotation, molecular function: ubiquitin conjugating enzyme activity.